Castor canadensis (American beaver) is the source of this 1328-nucleotide messenger RNA. NCBI's taxonomy places the organism in Eukaryota, Metazoa, Chordata, Mammalia, Rodentia, Castoridae. The record is from RefSeq and is a predicted model, not a curated record.
CCAUUACCUGUGGUAAAGGAAUGCAAUCCCGUGUCAUCCAGUGCAUGCAUAAGAUCACAGGAAGACAUGGAAAUGAAUGUUUUUCUUCAGAAAAACCUGCAGCAUACAGGCCAUGCCACCUUCAACCCUGCAAUGAGAAGAUUAAUGUAAAUACGAUAACAUCCCCCCGACUGGCGGCUCUGACUUUCAAGUGCCUGGGAGAUCAGUGGCCGGUGUACUGCCGAGUGAUCCGUGAAAAGAACCUGUGUCAGGAUAUGCGGUGGUAUCAGCGCUGCUGUGAGACAUGCAGGGAUUUCUAUGCCCAGAAGCUGCAGCAGAAGAGUUGACCUCUCACAGGCUGGCUGGCUGGCUCACAGCUCCUGGCUAUUCCAUUAUUUAUAAACACACACACAUAGCAUGUUUUUCAGACCAAAUAUUAUCAGAUUCCAUAUAAUUUAAUCAAAUUAAUUUAUUUUUUGCCUGCCAAACAUUUAAUGUGGUGUUUGUCUUGAUUAAGCAAACAUUUUGAUAUACUAUAAAGCUUCAUAAAUCAUUUUAUAUGAAUGAAUAAGUUGGAUCCAGUAACCUAAUUAGAAGAAAAAGGAAAAGAGUAUUAACCUUAAAUUUUUGUUGUUUAAGUUAGGGCUGUCUCUAAGGUGCUACUUUUUCUCCAUCAAUACCAUAGAGUUAUUCAGUACAUACACUACCUUAGCAAAGUAGUUUAGUUAUAUAGGGAGAAAAAAAAUGAUUCUUUUCUUUUUUUUGGGGGGGUCCUGCUGCAGAAAAUAGCCUAUUUUCUGUAAUCUGCAGGAGAUGUGUAAACAUAACAAACCUCAUAGUAUUGAACAGGCUUUUGGAGAAUGUAUUAUGAAUUUGGUUCAGAUUUAGAGACAAUCCAUAGGAAAAAUUCUACUGUAAUUAUAAUUGUAUUUUAAUAAUGAAAAAGAAAAGUCAAAACCGAGACUUUGAUCAGGUUCACGAACACGUACUUGAACACAAGCAUUGUAACAAUGAAACACUGUAAUGAUUUACACUGAAUCACCAUUGCACUGUUGAUAUAGUGUAGAGAAACUGUUAUAGAAAUGGUAACACCCUACAAAAAUGUGUAUUAUUUUAACAUGUCAUUAGAUUUUAGCUUUUUAAAUAUUUUGAACAAAGGCAACAUUGAUUUACCCAUUUCCUUACAUCUUUUUCAGCAGAUUUAUGAAAGAGUAUAGUGCUUAGACUCACAAAUCAUGAAAUGUUUUUCAGCCUUUUCCUUGGGAAUAAAAAAAUACCAAAAUGCUGUGGUAGUUUCAUUGUGUUUUUCCUUUUAAAAACUAAAAGUUUUGCAAUUCUGUGAAACGUUC